Cricetulus griseus (Chinese hamster) is the source of this 1946-nucleotide messenger RNA. NCBI's taxonomy places the organism in Eukaryota, Metazoa, Chordata, Mammalia, Rodentia, Cricetidae. The record is from RefSeq and is a predicted model, not a curated record.
GUCUCAGAAAUGACAUCUGUCCUCUGCACAAUGGUCCCCAUCUGCACUCAGGGCUACCACGUCGCCUGCAGGCUUCAUACUGUUAUGUGGACAAGAAGAUCUUACAGAAGAAAUGCUACUUCUCCAGUUGUUUCCUGAGGUGUCCAGUUGUUUCCUGAGGUGUCCAGUUGUUUCCUGAGGUGUCCAGUUGUGCCCCCAUGGAGAUCCAGUUCAGUUGUGAAUCUCAGGAGCACCACCUUCUGUCAGAUGGUGAGACAAAGAUCAAGAUUGGAGAGCCAGCUUCAGAGGAGGAAAUGACAGGAAACAUUGAAACAUUGGCUGAAGAAUCUGGCAGCCUCACUGAGGAUGUUCUCCAGAAUUCCAAAAGCAAAGAAUUCCGUGAAUCAGGGGAUGAACUGAAUGACCAGAAUCUUUUAGAGAGAAGACAGUAUGCCUGUGAUGAAUGCGGCCAAAGCUUUGCUUGGAAUACAGGUCUUAUUAGGCACCAAAGAACUCAUUGGGAGAAACCUUAUGAAUGUGACGAAUGUGGAAAGGCCUUUCGAAUGAGCUCAGCCCUGGUUCUGCAUCAGAGAAUCCAUACUGGAGAGAAACCCUAUCCUUGUAAUUGGUGUAUUAAAAGCUUCAGUCGGAGCUCAGACCUUAUUAAACAUCAAAGAGUCCACACAGGUGAAAAACCUUACAAAUGUGAUGAAUGUGGGAAAGCCUUCAGCCAGAGCUCAGAUCUUAUUAUACACCAGAGAAUCCAUACAGGAGAGAAACCCUACCAAUGCAGUCACUGUAGGAAAAGUUUCAGCCAGCGCUCAGACAUGGUUAAACAUCAGAGAAUCCACACUGGAGAGAAGCCUUACAUGUGUAACCAGUGCAACAAACAUUUCAGUCAGAGCUCUGAUCUUAUAAAGCAUCAAAGAAUCCACACUGGGGAGAAACCAUAUAAGUGUGAUGUUUGUGGGAAAGCCUUUAGUCAGAGCUCCGAUCUUAUUCUACACCAGAGAAUCCACACUGGGGAGAAGCCAUACCCAUGUGCUCAGUGCAACAAAAGUUUUAGUCAGAACUCAGACCUUAUUAAACACAGAAGGAUUCACACUGGAGAGAAGCCAUAUAAAUGUAGUGAAUGUGGGAAGGCUUUUAACCAGAGCUCAGUCCUUAUUUUGCAUCAAAGAAUUCAUACUGGAGAGAAACCCUAUCCAUGUAACCAGUGUACCAAAACCUUCAGUAGGCUUUCAGAUCUUAUUAAUCAUCAGCGAAUUCACACUGGAGAGAAGCCUUUCCCAUGUAGUCAAUGUAGUAAAAUGUUUAGUAGAAGGUCAGAUCUUGUUAAACAUUAUAGAAUCCAUACUGGUGAGAAGCCCUAUGAAUGUGAUGAAUGUGGGAAAACUUUUAGUCAGAGUUCCAAUCUUAUUCUCCACCAGAGAAUCCACACUGGAGAAAAACCAUAUCCUUGCAGCGGGUGUUCUAAAAGUUUUAGUCGCCGUUCAGAUCUCAUAAAGCAUCAACGAAUACAUACUGGAGAAAAACCAUAUACAUGCAAUUUGUGCAAUAAAAGUUUUAGUCAAAGUUCAGACCUCACUAAACAUCAGAGAAUACAUUCCGGUGAAAAGCCCUACCACUGUGAUAGAUGUGACAAAGCCUUUAGUCAGAGUUCUGACCUUAUCCUUCACCAUAGAGUCCACACAGGAGAAAAACCAUAUGCAUGCUCACAGUGUACCAGAAGUUUCAGUCAGAAUUCAGACCUUAUUAAACACCAGAGAAUCCACACCGGAGAGAAACCAUACAAGUGCAAUGUGUGUGGGAGGGCUUUCAGUCAGUGCUCAGCUCUUACCCUUCAUCAGAGAAUCCACACUGGGGAAAAACCAUACCCAUGUGCUCAAUGUGGCAAAAACUUUAGUAGGCGCUCUGAUCUCACUAACCAUCAGAGAAUCCACAUUGGUGAAAAACUACAAAUAUGA